AUGUCAACAGAAAGCUUUGCAUUUGAUUCAGAACCACCUUCACGAAAAGCAAGUGACUAUUCACCCGAGCAACAACGGACAAGGUGGCAUUUCUGGUCAGGAUCACGCUAUUCGCUUAUACUCGUCCUUGCAACUUUAUUUGAAGCAGCAGUGGUGAUUGCUCUCGAGUCUGUAGUCUUUGCUAAAUUCGUACAGAAUCAUGCAAACAAAGCUCUCGGUCAAGGGAUACCAGUCUAUUUGAUCAUCUUUAUUAUAUGUCAAGUUUAUCAAGUAGGGAUAGCAUGGGAUGCAGUACGCAUGCAAAACACCAUUCAAAUCAUUGCAUUUAUCCUUUUGAACCUUUGCUGUCUGCUGUAUGGUGGUUUUCAAUUCCAACAGAUAUCGGAGGCACUUAAUGAUCUUGCAGAUCAUCCUGGUAUUGGCCAUGAUAUUCCGGAUUCGGAUGUCCUUGAUUAUUUGCGGACAUUGAUAACCAAACUCCUCAUUGCGAAUGUGGUCGUUAUUGGAAUAUGCGAGCUUAUUUACCUUUACCUCGGUGCUCGACUGUACCAGGAAUUCGGCUGGCGUAUUUAUAAAAAGAUUGGAGCCGAUCCCGAAAUAAGAAACAUGUAUCGAUGGUAUCAGAUCCUGCUCACUAUCCUCAAGAUUGACAUGUUCUUCUUCUUGGGAUACUCAAUUCAGUACCUUGUUCUGGUUCUCAAAAACAACGAUUAUGAAUUUCCGCUGACGAUUGUGGCUUUACCACUGACAUGUCUUUUCCUAUUCCUGGCUGUAUACGCAGUGCGCCAUGAGUCAAAAUGGAUGGUAUCAAUCUUCUUUGUGGGUCUCGCAGCUGGCUGUGCCUACUUUAUUUUCAAGAUCUACCGCAUUUUUGAUCCUGAUCAACCUGCCGACAAGUACAAGAACAUCAAGAACUUUUUGACCUUCUUUGCAAGCGUAUCCUUAGCUUUGAUCGUAUUAACCAUCAUCAAUGGUGCAAUCUGUUGGUCCAACUUCAAUAAGGGUCUGAAAUCCCACUUAUUACGCGAUAAAGGCGAAGCAGCUUUUGCUGAGCACCAAGGCGAUCGAACACUUUCCCUUGAUUGA
Messenger RNA from Lichtheimia ornata, 1086 nucleotides. RefSeq lists its product as uncharacterized. Bases 1 to 1086 code for a protein of 361 amino acids. Gene Ontology annotation, cellular component: Golgi apparatus. The transcript is spliced from 8 exons. NCBI's taxonomy places the organism in Eukaryota, Fungi, Mucoromycota, Mucoromycetes, Mucorales, Lichtheimiaceae. The record is from RefSeq and is a predicted model, not a curated record.